This is a messenger RNA of Rubroshorea leprosula, 1171 nucleotides long. The record is from the annotation of a GenBank genome assembly. NCBI's taxonomy places the organism in Eukaryota, Viridiplantae, Streptophyta, Magnoliopsida, Malvales, Dipterocarpaceae.
GCUUUGAACUUGCUCUAUGAUGCAACUAUUUAUCUGCUACAGUAAACAUUUGUAGUUCGUAUGUUGGACUCCACAAAGUUAUUUAGGGUGAUUGCCUAUGUUUCUUUUGGAGUUGUGUGUCACUUACUUCAGAAUGUUGGAGAUGGAUUCCCUGGAUGGUUCCAUUCGCGUAUGAUUUGGUAUUGUUGAUUGAGCUUUGAAAAGGGUAUUUCUUUUUCUCUGAGUAUUGACCUGCAGAAUGUCUCCAUUAUUGUGUGGAGACCAGAUUUUCAUCUCAGGUAACAUCUUUUGCUUCCCAAUGACUAUUCUUACUUUACAGUAAGGGAUGGGAUUUAUCAUGUUUAUGAGAAGCACUUAGGAUAGUGAAGAAAAUUUUCCAUUUUCAAUUUUCAACUGUCUCAAUUAAUUUUCUAUUGUUCACUGAACCAACUGCCAAACAAUUUCCAUCAAGGUGUUCCUUCUAUUCCUCCAUCUUUUUAUGUUUUCAAUUUUUUUGCUUGUUUGCUCAGUUGUUCUAUAUCAGUACUUAAAUGUAGUAAUGUACUAGUCUGUCUGAGGGCAUUAUGACAAUAAAAGAAAUAUAUCAUAAUAGCUAACAAUCUCUGCUAGUUGAUCGAGUAGUUUUGAAAGACAAUAGCUACUUCUGGAAGAAUAGAUGGUCUUGGGAAUGAUUGAAUUAUAAUUUAUUGUAGAAUCUAUUUUAGAACUCAAUCUCUUACCUUCUUGAUUGAAUUAUAAUUUUGUUCUAUAAACAUUGGAUGACCCAAAAUGAAAAACAUUAUGAAUUUAGCUAUAAAAAGGGCCAUAUCUAUAAGUAGAUGAAAUAAGAAGAGUGCAAAGGAUCUCAGCUUCUAUGUCUGGAUUGUUUAGUAUAUAUUUUACUUAUUGAUAUAUCUUGUAUUGGAGUAAAGGAAAUGCUAGGUAGGUACUGGCUAUUAUAGCCAUGGGGCCUGCAUAAAGUCAAUCUAAUCUAGCAUUUUAUUUGCUGUAUUCCAUUUCAGAAGUAUCUCCAAUUGGAUAAUUGGAUAUACGUUGUAAGUUGUAACUUACAGGACCAAGACUCUCCAUUCUCUUGUAUUGCCUGCGCUCGAGUGCCUUAUUUACCACAUUUGUGUUGCUUAUAUAAGCCUUUCUUGGUUUCACCAGUGAACUGCUCUGGUAUUCAAAUGUA